Hydractinia symbiolongicarpus is the source of this 2668-nucleotide messenger RNA. RefSeq lists its product as uncharacterized. Gene Ontology annotation, biological process: SCF-dependent proteasomal ubiquitin-dependent protein catabolic process. Gene Ontology annotation, cellular component: SCF ubiquitin ligase complex. The coding region runs from base 561 to 2201 and encodes 546 amino acids. The record is from RefSeq and is a predicted model, not a curated record. The transcript has 4 exons. NCBI's taxonomy places the organism in Eukaryota, Metazoa, Cnidaria, Hydrozoa, Anthoathecata, Hydractiniidae.
UGCAAUUCUCGUCACAGAGCUCUUUGAGAUAGCAGGCACAACGCCAGGGAAUUCGCACUAUGGCAGUGGCACAUGGUAGGUUGAGGAAGAUUGAUUGUGACUCUGUGAGACGCCGUGUGAAGAAGUUUCCAAUUUUUAGUCUUUACAAUCAGCCAUAAAAUAUACUGAAACAAGUUGGAAUGUUUGUUUGUGUUUAUAUGGCGGACUCUUUGGAUCUUGGGUUAUUUGGUUGGGUGCCAACCGUGGUUUAGCGGCUGCGGAAUUCGUGAGUUGAUACAAGUGGUGUGUUGUGUAUCAUGACGCCGUGCACAUAUGCUGGCCUACAUAACAUUUCGCGCGAACUAACUGAGUCAAAAUCAUAAACAAUUGCGAUUAAAGUCAUAAGCGUAACACCCUGGCUCUCGUAAGCGAAAGUGAUUGCACCACGAUUUGAAAGUUAAAACGACCCUAGUUAUAUGCUUACAGAAGUAGUAGUCACACAAUUGAGUGUUUUAGUUCAAAACAUCACAAGAUCGUCUAGAUUUAUUUUAGCAAUAUAAAGGGGACUUUAAUAUAUACCAAUGUUCAUGAUGAACAUAGAUCAUAUACAUGAUAUGGUUGAUGUUGACAGUGAUAGUGAAGGUGAAGUUGUUGAUGACAUUGCUGCAUUAAUUGAUCACUUGCAAAACCACAAACCUAAAACUACUGUCAACUCCCUACGUCAGUCCGUUAUCAACUUCAUUGCGAAAAAUAUAAAUUAUUGGGCAGAUUGUAUGCCGUCUGAUUGUGGAAGAUAUCUUUAUAUUCUAAGUCCAUUUGAUUGUCUUAGAACUGCAGACGUUUUGGCAAUCACAAACCAACUUGUGGACUUUCGACUCUUUCAGAGUCAACAUAUUCAUUUAUUGUUUAUCAGUGGGUUAAAGAAAAUAGAUUUUUCAAUGAUGAUAAACCAUUCUAUAAAUGAUAACGUCUUGAGAACAUUGUUUAAUCGUUGCAAGGAAAUAAAAGACUUGGCAAUUUCACCCAAAACAAAAAUCUCUCUACCAUUGUUAAACGAAGUGCCCAUUCAAUACCCUUCACUGGAACAUUUAAAUGUAAACCGAGAUGUUUGUCCUUUUGAAUUUAUUUCCAGGAUUGCAUCACAUUGUAAAAUGCUUAAAUCACUACAUUUACAUUUCUGUAUAAACAUCAAGAACAGCAUACUUGAAGAAAUGAAAUCUUGCAUCCACUUGCAGCGCCUAACCCUAGCCCAUGCUGAGCAGCUGACAUGUCAAACAUUACAGCUAAUCUUGUCUUCGCUGAACAAGUUAAAUUAUCUUUCAUUGGUCGGCUGCAAGGUCAACUUUGGCACACUAAACAGAAAGAUUGAACACCCUUCCAUUAGAGUAUUGAACCUUUCUUGGACUGAACUCUCUGAUCAAGGACUUGUUUCCAUUGUAACCUGCAUGAAAAACAUUGCUGAUCUGGAUGUUUCUAAUUGUAAGCGCUUGACAACCGAAUCAUUUAAAUAUAUUGGUCGUUUACAAAGCUUGCUUAAACUUAAAUGUGCAUACUUAUCCAAUUCCUACGUUUUUGAUACGAAUGUUGAAUUUUGCCUGAUCAAGAUAGGUCUUCAUCUGAUUGAGCUUGAUUUGUCAGGUAUGCCUAAUGUCCACACAAGCACUGUGGCUCAGUGCUGUCCUAAUUUACAUGAACUUUUUCUCAAUCAUUGUUUACAUCCGGUCAUUGAGUGGACUCCUGCAAGUAUCAUUUUUACCAGUGCUGGUAAAACGAAUUACCAUUGGUUAUCCAGCUACAAAGAAUAUUUCUCCAUGUUAGAAAUAUGUCAUAGCUUACAGAAGCUCUCCAUGUCUUGCAUGCAUGUUAGUAGUUCGAAUAUGCCGAUGUUGUUUUCCAGUGAGAACAGUUUAAGAAAGAUGAGGUUUUUACCAUGGAGUUUGGAAAGUACUGAUCCAAUAACUGAGAGAUUCUUUUUAGAUUUUAUCACAAAUUUUCGUUUCGAUUUCUUGGAAGAGUUGAAUUUGUCGCAUAGCGAUGCAGUUUCAUUUAAAGUCGUUUUGGCUGCUCUUAAGUUGUACCCAAAAUUAAAAGAAUUGUCUGUUGUUAACUGUGAUUUGGUGGAGCAAGAAAUUUUACUGUUAAAGGAAAUAAAAAAGAAAUCAGGAAUCAAUGUUGUUAUUCAAGUUUCUGGUGCCAACAAGAAUGUUGUGCGUGUUUUAUAAUUUUCAGUCAUUGUUGUUCAAAUUGUUUUUUCUUGUGUAAGAAAUAGAUAGGGUUCUGUAUUUACAUUUUGUAAAGAAUUUUUUAGUAUUACUUGAACAUUUUGUAGAUAUUCCUCCAAUAGUCCGUAUUCGAUGGUUUGGUUCUAGUUACAGAAUUAAGUCUUGUUAACUGUUUAUACAGUAAUUUUAUAAUCUUUUUCUAAUACUAAAUUUAUUUUAAUUGUACAUUUAAAAGUCCACACAUAGAGGAAUAGUUCAGAUUAAAAACGUAAAAGCGGUUACAAAAGAUGGUUGCAGAAGUUGGUAACGACAAGAUGUUGCGCGUUCUUCAUGAUUUUUUUACUAAAGAAAAAGUAGAUAAAGUAUUUAACUAUUGCGUACUGUUUCCACCUAUAUAUACAUUUUUUUAAAUGAAUUGAAUGUAAAAUUAUAUAUUUUUAUAAUGUAUGUAUAAAUUAUUUUUAUAG